Lobosporangium transversale is the source of this 451-nucleotide messenger RNA. RefSeq lists its product as hypothetical. The transcript has a single exon. NCBI's taxonomy places the organism in Eukaryota, Fungi, Mortierellomycota, Mortierellomycetes, Mortierellales, Mortierellaceae. The coding region runs from base 158 to 418 and encodes 86 amino acids. The record is from RefSeq and is a predicted model, not a curated record.
UCUCUUUUUUUUUUUCUUUCUUUCUUCUUUUCAUUCUCAAAACCACGCACACCGUCUUUCCAUAUUCCUUCCCCAUCUCUUCCUUACUUGCUUCCCAUUUAAGCAACAAAACCAACUUAAAAAAAGAAAAAAGAAAAAAGAAUAAACCAAUUUCAUCAUGAAGAACUUGUUUUUCCUUUUGUCUGCUGUCGCUGUUCUCUUGUCCCCCGCUUUGGCUGACGAUGUCAACUCCGAGUGUGUAGUCCAUGCAUUCAAGCCUUCGUGGUCCGCGAUUAAAGAGUGCUGCCUAUCGAACAUGGGAGGAUCCGAUUUCCGGCGCAAUAAAUUGUUCUGCAAAUUACCCACCGGUAAUGAAGGUUAUUUCCGCAGAUGUGUCAAGAAACUUGGCUAUGCUUCUACCGUCGAUUGCGUUUACUAAACAAAACUAAACAAAGCAAAACAAAAAGAAAAA